Aspergillus pseudotamarii is the source of this 1349-nucleotide messenger RNA. Its product is annotated as glycoside hydrolase superfamily. Gene Ontology annotation, biological process: L-arabinose metabolic process; polysaccharide catabolic process. The transcript has 2 exons. Gene Ontology annotation, molecular function: alpha-L-arabinofuranosidase activity. The record is from RefSeq and is a predicted model, not a curated record. NCBI's taxonomy places the organism in Eukaryota, Fungi, Ascomycota, Eurotiomycetes, Eurotiales, Aspergillaceae. The coding region runs from base 48 to 1094 and encodes 348 amino acids.
UAUGCGAACCUCCGCCGGAAGAACGGUCGCCAAGAACCUUACAACGUAUGCACCUUUUUCAUACUAAGCAUAUCACUUGGCUGACAUCACACGUACAGGUUAAAUACUGGGCUCUCGGAAACGAGACCUGGGGACCGUGGCAAGUAGAGCAGAUGACCAAGGAGGCAUACUCUCACAAGGCCUAUCAAUGGGCGAAGGCUCUUAAGCUUCUUGAUCCCAGCUUAGUUCUGAUCCUCUGUGGACAGGACGGUACAGCAUCAUGGGAUUACUAUACCCUGAAGCAUUGUUUGCUGCCCGUCAAUUCACCCCUCUCUACUAGUGCUGUCCCCCUCAUUGACAUGCACAGCAUUCAUCUGUACACCUGCUCAUCAUCUCAUCUGCCCAAUGCCACCGCCCCUCUAGCUGCUGAGCGUGCUAUUGAGAUCACAUCCUCCCUGAUCGAUCUCGCGAGGAUCGAGAACGGUGUUCCUCCAGAGCAAACCCGCCCAACCAUCUGCUUUGAUGAGUGGAACGUUUGGGACCCCAUCCGUGCCGAAGGCAGCAAGGGUGCAGAGGAAUGCUACACGCUUUCUGACGCGCUGGCCGUGGCUGUCUGGCUCAAUGUCUUCGUCCGUAAGAGCAAGGACUUGGGCAUGGCAUGCAUUGCGCAGACCGUCAAUGUUAUCUCCCCGCUCAUGACGACCAAGGAGGGCAUCACCAAGCAGACCACCUGGUGGCCUCUGUACCUGUUCUCUAAGUACAUGCGGGGCUGGACAAUCAGCGCGCAUCUCGCCAGCGCAACCUACGAGGGCGAAACCUCUCCCAAGUGGAUUCGUGGUGUCAAGGAGACCCCCUGGCUGGACGUCAGUGCUGUCCUGGGUGAGGAUGGCUACGUCAACGUUGCCGUUGUCAACAUUCAUGAGGAGAAGGCCAUUGAAACAAAGAUCGACGGUGCCUCGGGAGAAGUUACUGUGUUCACUGUCACAGGUGACAGUGUCGCAGCAACCAACAUGAAGGGCAAGGAAGAAGUUGCCGUGGUUGAGAGCACCUGGGACGGACAGGGCCCCUACGCAUUCCCUAAGCACUCUCUUACCCUUCUGAGAUGGAAGGCUUAAGUGUCUCUGGUAGACACUAGCUGUGUUCCCAUCAUAAUAGAAAUAGACUAGAUGAAUUCAUUAUGCUUGUACCAUCUCCAUAUCAAUAUCCAUCAAACAUAGUCGUGGCCCAUCACAGAUGAAUCUAUCCAUGCACCGUAUUCGUCUAACAUUCAUCAUCCACAGUCAUACUUAUACAUUAUCGUAGACAAUCAUAGCCUUAACCGAAGUUAACAUCAUGAACAGUUCCCUUGUCAUCCAAGUGUACGUUCAACC